Closterium sp. Naga37s-1 is the source of this 3855-nucleotide messenger RNA. Lineage: Eukaryota; Viridiplantae; Streptophyta; Zygnematophyceae; Desmidiales; Closteriaceae. The record is from the annotation of a GenBank genome assembly.
AUGCGCGGAGAGCUCGGCAUGGGGUGGGCCGCGCCGCGUCGUUCCGUGGCGUCAAUUUCCGCGUUAGUAGUCGCCGCGCUUCUCGUUAGCAUCCCUCCGAGGGUCUCUUUCGCGGCCACGGACCCCGCUCAAGUGGCCAUUCUACAGCAGCUUGCGGGCCUGGGGAACGCUACCAACGCACCCUUCAACACGUGGACGGGCGGCGACCCUUGUGGGGCGGCAUGGGAUGGCGUCAGGUGCUCCGCUGGAGGUGGCGGUUACGACGUGGUUACCGAGCUCUUUCUCGAGGAUGCAAAUCUGACUGGCACCUUGCCGCCGUCCCUCUUCGACCUCACAACCCUACACACUAUCAACCUGGGCAAGAACCCAGGCCUUCAGGGCUCCAUCCCAACAAGCAUUGGAAACCUCGUGCAACUGACCAUGCUCAACAUGCAGGGCUGCAAUCUCACCGGCCCUGUUCCCCCUUCCAUAGGCAACCUGACCCAACUCGUCUACUUCCUCAUGGCUCAGAACCAGCUUUCCGGGCCUCUGCCGGACCAGUUUGGGCUGCUGCCGAACCUGUUUCAGAUCGACAUUAUUGACAAUCAGUUUAACGGCACUCUGCCCACGUUCGCCGGGGCGUCUAAUUUAGUGCACCUCCACAUGAGUCGUAAUCACCUCUCAUCCGUCCCUGCUGAAAUUGCACAGUUGCCGAGCCUACAGCAUUUAAUCGUGGACGGCAACCGCAUCGUCCAGCCGUUCCCCCUCUCCCUCAACGGAUCGGCUCUCAGUGUUAUUUAUUGGAGUGGCAACACCAUCACCGAGUCUCUGCCUUUGGUCUGGAAUCUUCCAAACCUGAAGGACUUCCUGGCCAGCAACUGCAGCAUUCCAGAACAGGUCCUGCCGUCCUUCCCUCAGUCCAAGGUCCUCGCCAAUCUAGACUUGAGUCGGAACAAAUUCGGGGGGUCGGUUCCUGGCUCUCUUUUCACAGACAACCCCAACUUGGUCAACCUCAACCUCGCCAACAACGCUCUAGAGUACGCCCUCCCUAUUGACAUCAACCAGGCAGCCAACCUGCAGUCUCUCUUCCUCUCGGGCAAUCGCCUCACAGGCAGGCUGCCAGACCUCUCAGGGCUGAGCAAUGCAGUGUCUCUCUCCUUUUACGACAACCUCCUAACCGGUCCUCUGCCCCGCCUCAACCGCUCCGACAUCACCCUGCAGCUAUACGGCAAUCCGCUCUGCUCGCCCUACACUCCCGACAAGCAAGCCCCAUGCGCGCCCCCAGCCGACCUCACCCAGUACACCGCACCCUCCUUCUGCCAAGGCUUCGCCUGCCAGGGCGACCUCUACAGCCCCAGCAUGCCGCUCUUUCAGCAGUCCAGUCUCUGCGUGUGCGUGUCGCCGCUGCGCGCUGAUGUGGCGCUCUAUCUGUCGUCCUACGUGGUGUUUAAUCAAGCGCUUGUGGACCGGCUUGAGGAGAUUCUGUUUCAGGAGCUGGUUGGGGGGAAGUUUGGGCUCAAUAUCACGAAAUCGCAGAUCCCUGUACAGCCACCAAGAGCCCCUCAACUCUCCCAUCCCUUUCCUCCACCUUCGCCUCGGACCACACCACCCACGAGUCCAGUCCACCACCACCCCUUGCUUCGCUCCCGCUCCAAACACCCGUCUCCUUUCCCCUCCCCGUCUCCCCUCCCCCAGGUCCUAAUCUCAGCCAUCAAGAGCCCCUCCUCGCUCCCCUCCCUCGCCUCCACCUUCGCAUCGGACCACACCACCCACGAGUCCACCACCACCGUCUCCAUCCUCUUCUUCCCGCCCGCCGGCGACGACAGCUGGUACCCGCGCGACCUCCCAAAGGGCAUCAAGCAGGCGCUCUCGCUGCGCAACACCGAUCCCACACAGCAGAUGAACCUGAGUGAAUUUGGGUCGAUCCUCUCUGUGCACUUCCACGGCCCUGCACCCUACAACCCCUCAGCGCAGCAGUCGUCGUCCGGGCUGGGCACGGGUGCCAUCGUGGCCAUCUCAGUGUGCUCCGCUGCUGUUGCCAUCGUUCUCAUUGUGGCUCUGCUCAUGCGCCCCUGGGAGAGGCGAGGUGAGGGGGAGAAGGGAAAUGAGAGGAAAGAGAGAGGUGAUGGGGAGAAGAGAGGUGAGAGAGAGGAGGAGGUGAGGGGGAAGGGAGAGGUGAGAGGAGGCGAGGGGUGGAGCAACGCGGACUACGAGGCCUUGGAGGGCAUCAACCUGAAGCACGCGCGGCGCUACUCGCUAUGGCAACUGGCAGAGGCAACCAACGGCUUUGAUGACUCGGCCGUGCUGGGAGAGGGAGGAUUUGGCACGGUGUACCGGGGAGUGCUGAACGGUGAGCCGGUGGCGAUCAAGAAGGCAAACGAGAAGCGGCGGCACGACGGGGUGGAUUUCAAGAACGAGAUCGAGAUGCUGACGGCGGUGUCACACGGCAACCUGGUGAAGCUCACCGGCUUCUGUGUGGAGAAGGACGAGCAGCUGCUGGUGUUCGAAUUCAUGGAGGGGGGGGCGCUGGACGCCUGGAUCAAAGGUGGGUUCACAUUGGGUGUAGUGCGGUCGUGUGCGGUUGUGUGCGGUUGGGUGUGUGGAUCAAGGAUGUGCUUCUGUGUGGAGAGGGACGAGCAGCUGCUGGUGUUUGAGUUGAUGCAGGGGGGGCGCUGGACGCCUGGAUCAAAGGGGAAGAAGGAGAGGGGAGGCGGCUUUGAAUUCACGGAGGGGGUUGCACGGGAUGCAUCAAUUAAAGCUGUGUAUCCGACCCCCGCCAACAUUCUGCUGACGGCACCUCUCGAAGCCAAGGUGGCGGACUUUGGCAUUUCCAAGUCGCUGCCAGAAAAGGGAGAGCUGGUGCAGGAGGAAAUCAUUGGCAGCAAGGGCUACAUCGACCCACACUUUGCUGUAUCAGAGGUGCUAACGGAGCGCAGUGACGUGUUCAGCUUCGGGGUGGUGCUGCUGCAGCUGGCCACAGGGCAGCCGCCCGUCAUUCAGGGAGUGCCGCUCAGCCAGGUCGUGCUGCACCUCGCCUUCGGUCCGCAAGGCCUCUCCGCUGCUGUCGACCCCAAACUCUCCCACUUCCUCCGUGCCCGGGGGGAUCCCACUGCUGCUGCUGCUCCAGCUGCUGCCGCUGUUGCUGCUGCUUCUGCCGCCGUUGCAAAAACUAGCUCUACUGGUGCUGCUGCCGCUGCUGCCGCUGCCGGUGCUGCUGCUGCCGCUGCUGCGGGUGGGGAAGUGAGUGCAGGGGAGAUGGUGGAGGGGUUGGAGGAGACGUUUGGCACGUUCCUGCGGGUGGCGCUGUGGUGCACGGCAGAGCACCCCUCGCUUCGUCCCGACAUGGAGCAGGUCGUAUCUGCGCUGCGCAGCAUUAGAGACCAACUCCGGGCGUUAUGUGGGGGAGGCACUGCUGCUGACGGAUCACUUCCCCACCAUGCCACUCCUGCAGCAGCAGCAGGUGCUGGUGCUGCUGCUGCUGUGGGGCCUGCAGGAGCAAUCCCAGGUGGCGCCAAUGGUUACAACGCAGCUGCUGGUAACCCGCAUAUGAAAUAUCACCCGAAUGCCGGUGCCCCUGGUACUGCCGGUGGUGCUGGUGGUGGCGUUGGUGGUGCUGCUACUGGCGGGUACACCACAGGUGCAGCGGCAGCGUCAGCAGCAGCAGCGUUCAGCCCCGUGGGGGGUAGAUCCCCUGAGACUGGGCUCACAGGGGUGCCGUCUAGUAUGACCACUUUAUGGAAUCCGAUGGGAGGUUCUUCGUCCGGUCAACCGGGGUCAAACUGGUCAAACCUGGGUGAGGAGCAGACGACGUUGAUGGACGGGUAUGGCGACACAGGCACACAGAACCACACCUUGACGGGACCCCGGGCCCGAUAG